Messenger RNA from Panonychus citri (citrus red mite), 2396 nucleotides. Its product is annotated as fatty acid synthase-like. Gene Ontology annotation, biological process: fatty acid biosynthetic process. Gene Ontology annotation, molecular function: phosphopantetheine binding; fatty acid synthase activity. The record is from RefSeq and is a predicted model, not a curated record. The coding region runs from base 43 to 2154 and encodes 703 amino acids. NCBI's taxonomy places the organism in Eukaryota, Metazoa, Arthropoda, Arachnida, Trombidiformes, Tetranychidae. The transcript is spliced from 2 exons.
GCUUGUUGCUUGGCUUUUCUGCAAGAUGAUGUGUUCAUCAAGAUGAUUCCUGAUCGGAUAAAGGUUUGGAAUAACCUCAUUGAGAUGUUGAAAGAAGGAAUCAAAUCAGGUGAAGUUGUGCCUCUACCGACAACAAUAUUCCAAAUGAAACAACUUGAAGAGUCGUUUAGGUUUAUGGCAACAGGGAAACAUAUUGGUAAAGUUUUGAUUCAAAUGAGAGAUGAAAAUGAAGAUCCGAAUAAAGUUAAACUUUAUCGUUCAAUUGGUCAAACAUUUUUCGACCUUGAAAAAAGUUACAUAAUAACUGGUGGACUUGGAGGAUUAGGACUCGAAAUAGCCUAUUGGGUGGUAUCAAGAGGAGUGACUAAUCUAAUUCUUACCUCGCGUUCUGGAAUCAAGACAAAAUACCAAGAGUAUAUUUUAGAAAGAAUGAGAAACAAUGGUUACUCUCGAGUGAAUAUUACCAUCUCUAAUGAGGAUUGUUCAACUUCAGAAUCAGCUGAGAGGUUAAUUAAUCAAGCACAAGAAUUGGGUCAAAUUGGUGGAGUAUUUCAUUUAUCUAUGGUUUUAAAAGACGGACUUUUCGAGAAUCAAACAGCUGAAACAUUUGAUGAAGCUGUCAAACCAAAAGCGAUCGCUUGUCGUUAUUUGGAUCAACUAACUAGAUCUCUACCCUACAAGAUUGAUUAUUUCGUAUGCUUUUCUUCAAUAGCAGUUGAGGUUGGAAGUAUUGCCCAGACAAAUUAUUGUUUCGGUAAUACAGCGAUGGAAAAUAUUUGUAGGAAAAGAAGAUUAGAUGGGCUACAUGGUGCGGCUAUUCGAUGGGGAGUAAUUGGUGAUGUUGGGAUAUUUACAGAGAUGAAUUUGCCAUCUAACGAGACGUUGAGAUCCUAUGAUCCAAUUCGUUUAAAUUUAGUACGCGAUUCACUUGACAAAACUUUAAUGUCAUCCGAUGAUAGUUCAAUUUUCACCAUAGUUUCAUUUUCUGAUAAAAAAAGUGCAUCAUCAAUAGGGAAUAAUUACUCAUUGAAACAGAAAAUCUUUCAUAUCCUUAGUGUUAAAGAUGCAACUAAAGUUGAUCCACAAUCAACUUUAUCUGAACUUGGUCUUGAUUCAUUGAUGGCAGUUGAAAUCAAACAAGCUCUUGAUACUGAUUACGAUUAUCCAAUGACAACCAAUGAAAUUCGAGAAUUGAAAGUUGGUGAAUUAGAUGAACUUGAAAAGAAAUUGAAAAAAUCAGAGAAGAAAAAAACCAGCUCUCCUCAUUCAUCACCAAUAUACAGAAACAUAUUUCAUAUUCAUACGCAAUUAUUUAUCCCAUUGAACCAAAGUGAAUUUGGAUUACCAUACUUUUACUUUCCUGGUCAAUCAGGUCAAUUUGCUGUCGUUAUUCCAGUAUUUGAAUCAUUCUCAAAACCAGUGAUCGGCAUCAGUUGGACCAAAGACUGUCAGAAUCUCGAAUCAAUGGAUCAAGUUAUUAACUUUUAUGUGGACUCACUUAUAACCAAAUAUCCAAAUGAGAAGACAUUUAAUCUUAUUGGUUUCUGCUUUGGUGGAGUGAUAGCCUUCAAAGUGGCCAUUAGCUUACAAAAGAAAUUGGGUCAAGAUUCUGUUAAAACUCUAAUCAUUAUGGAUUCAUCGCCCGAGAUAGUAAAUAGCAACACGCGAAAUGUCUAUGAAGAAUAUGCAGGGAAAGAUGAAAGCACAAUAAUUGUGUGCUUUAUGUUUGAUUAUUUCUCACAGUAUAUGAAAAGUUAUGAAAAGAACGAAGUGAGAACAAAACUGUUAGAGUUCGAAACGAAACAAGAAAAAUUAGAAUAUGCAACUUCGAUUAUAAACAGGAUCGGAUCAUGUGAAUAUGAUGUUAACCAGAUAAGUGAUGCUAUUGAUCUUUUUGUAGAUAAGCCGAGAAAAGCUGCCGCUGUAAAAGUAGACGAAAAUUUCAAUGGUGAAAUUGUUUUAAUUCGAGGAACAGAUUUGCAUGAGUUUAAUGCAGAUUUCAACCAUUUGGAAGAUUAUGGAUUAUCUAAAUAUACAAAUGGAGCUGUCACGGUUUUCAAAUUGCCUGGACAACACGAUAACAUGAUUAUAGAGAAUUCGAAAGAAAUCACUGAGAUUCUUGAAGCGUUGGCAAUGAGAGCAUCGACUGGAUAAACGAACUGUACUGAAUAAAACUGAAAAAUAAAUUUCAGAAUUUCUCGUCAUGAAAAAAGUUUUGAUUCUCAAUUGGGAGAGUAAAAUUGUUAAUUAAAAAACCCAUUAAGAACAAGAAAGAUACGUUUAUGGAGAAUAGUUUAAUUCUCACUAGGCUCUAUUCAUGUAACUCUUCGUGAUUUAUUCAGUUGCAUUUCUAAAUUAAACUUUCCAAGUUACAACUGAAUUUGACUGAAUAAGAA